Molecule: messenger RNA, 1479 nt
Organism: Mesorhabditis spiculigera
Lineage: Eukaryota; Metazoa; Nematoda; Chromadorea; Rhabditida; Rhabditidae
Source: the annotation of a GenBank genome assembly
AUGAAUGAAAGUGAUCUUCCCCCGAUCUCAGUGCCUAUUCCUCGGUGGCACUUCACUUGGGACGAGAUUCGGAAUAAGUCAGCGUCGCGAAAACGCGGCAUGUCUUACGACGAUGAGCUGCGCAAACGCCAGGAGUCUGCCCGGUUUAUCCAGAAGAUGGCCGAUCGGCUGAACCAGGGCAUGAAAGACAACAGAAGCAAAAUUUCGCAACUGUGCGUCUGCGCGACAAUCGUCCAAGUGAACCGGUUCUUCUACUUUCAUUCCUUCGACGUCUUCGAUUAUCGGGACGUCUGUGCUGCCGGGUUGUUCUUAUGUGGUAAAUCCGAGGAAUGUCCUCGCAAGUUAGAACACGUUGUCCGUAUAUGGUGGUCGCUGCGCUUUGAAAGUCAUCCAACCUUGCCAGAUAAGUACUUCAAAGAUGCGAUGAACCGAAUUCACUUCCUAGAGAAUUGCAUUCUUCAAACAAUUGCAUUUGACUUGCGGAUCGACCUUCCGCAUACCGUUGUUUUGCAACAGAUGAAUUCGAUCAACCAUGGAAAGCGGAUGCUGACCGAGGCUGCUUACUUCUUUGCCACUGACGUGUUGUGCGUAACUGAUUGGUCAAUCAGAUACACGGCCCCUGAAAUUGCGGCAAUGUGCAUAUAUGCGGUCUGUGUCUGGGCUGAUCACGAGUUGGACUAUCAACCACAACCCUGGUAUAAAUCAUUCGCCCCCAGCUUAACCGAGGAAAAGCUUCGAGAGGGAAUGACCGAAUUCUUGUCCGUCUACACACGCUACAAAGAGAUUCAAGGGAGCCUUCGCUUGGGCAAAUUCAGCCAGAAGGGGACCAUCAAAUUCCCCCCGCCUGGCGUCCAUGCCGAGAUUGAGAGUCGGAAAGCGGAGGGUGAAGCGCCAUUGCCUCCACCUCCUGCACCACCGGUUAUCCGGAAGACAAAUUAUGACGAGUACAAGGCAAGCUUUCCCUAUUUUGCAAAUACGACAUUCUUCCAGAAAAACGCAGCACGUCAUGCGGAACAAAAUGCUCAUCUGCAAACAGCGCCGCCGCCGCCGCAACCCCCUCGUCAAAGUUUCAUGCCCGACUUGAGUGAUAUUGGAGCCCGAUCCCGAAACGAAGCGGCCCCAAGGCCAGAGUUUGGAGCACGUCAUGAUAUUGUCCCCCGUGCUGACAACGGCAGGCCUAGAGACAAUCGCGAUCCAGCACGACGAGAGGAUAGCCAUAAAGAGAAGGCGCGUCACGAGGAAAAACGUCGACGUGAGGAAGCGAUGCGGCGAAGCCAUGAGCGUCCGCGUGAAGAAACCGACCGCCAUCGUAAGCGCGAAAGCGGGCCACCUGGCGGCGGCGCAUCUCCCAGCGGCAAUCCUCCUGUUGAAAAGAAGCGAUUCCCGCCUGAGAACUACAAGCGAAGGACCCCACCGCAUAAGCCAACACAGCCGUCCUUCUACAAACGUCGUGACGAUGUGGAGGAUGGCGAAGUGCUA